Messenger RNA from Paramecium octaurelia, 657 nucleotides. Lineage: Eukaryota; Ciliophora; Oligohymenophorea; Peniculida; Parameciidae. The record is from the annotation of a GenBank genome assembly.
UAUGAAUUCUAUUAAAAAAUAAAGAAAGGGAAGGCAUUACAACAAGAAUCUCACAAAGGAAUAGAAAAGUUUAAUAAUCGGUUAAUUAGGGAAAAAAAUCAAAAAAAUCUCUGAAAUAGCAAAAGAAUAUAAUUUGCCCAAAUCAACAGUGUUUUCAUACUCAAAAUCUAAAGAACCCAUUUACAGCCAAUUUCUAUCUGCUGUUUUAUAGAGUGCAUAAGGAUGGGUGGACAGAAUGUUUGAGACUUUAAAUAGUUUUAGAAGCGAACUUCCAGUGAAAAAAUAUAUAACAACUUAUUUGCGUAAUGAGAAGUUUUUUGAGAAUUCCUCAAAUAAUCCUUUAUUUAGUUUAUUUCCUAAAUCUAAAUUGAACUCUAAAAAACAGAGAAUCUAUUAGAAGGUAAUAAAGGAAAUCUUAGAGAUUUUUAAAAGAAAAAAUGUUGUAAAAGAUGGUGAAAUGAGUGAGCAAUACUAUGAGAAGGACUAUUUUAAUGAAUCAUCUAUUUUUGAAGAAGCUGUUUUUAUAAGUUGUCAAGAGGAAAUUUAAUACAAUUUAUAAACUUAAUGUUAAAAUAACACUUAAAUUGUAGAGCAAGUUGAGCCAUUCAAAGCAUUUGACUACGACAGCUAAAGUUAAUAUUUCUAUUGAGAUAUAAU